ACAUUCCUCUUUGUCAUUGGACACACAAGUCGCAAGACAUUACGGUAGCCACGCCUGCAAAUAGAGGGCAGCAGGGACAGAGCCAACAUGGCGUCGCUGAGGUUGUUUCUCCGCUCCGGGAAGAGCGCAGUGGCGGCGGUCCUGCGGCGGGAGAUCCACGGCUCCUCCCCGGCGGCGCUGCAGGUAACAGUCAGAGAUGCUCUGAACCAGGCAAUGGAUGAGGAGCUGGAGCGGGACGAGCGGGUGUUCCUCCUGGGAGAGGAAGUUGCUCAGUAUGAUGGAGCUUAUAAGGUGAGCAGAGGACUGUGGAAGAAGUAUGGAGAUAAACGCAUCAUCGACACACCAAUCACAGAGAUGGGUUUUGCAGGAAUUGCUGUUGGUGCUGCCAUGGCUGGUCUCAGGCCCAUCUGUGAGUUCAUGACCUUCAACUUCUCCAUGCAAGCCAUUGACCAGGUAAUUAACUCUGCAGCAAAGACGUACUACAUGUCUGCGGGUCUGCAGCCUGUCCCCAUUGUGUUCCGCGGCCCCAAUGGAGCCUCUGCUGGUGUGGCGGCCCAGCACUCCCAGUGCUUCGCUGCCUGGUAUGGACACUGCCCUGGACUUAAGGUUGUGAGCCCCUGGAACUCAGAGGAUGCCAAGGGUCUUCUGAAAGCCGCCAUUCGGGAUGAUAACCCAGUGGUGUUUUUGGAAAAUGAGCUAAUGUAUGGUGUGGCCUGUGAGAUGUCUGAGGAAGCCCAGUCCAAAGACUUCAUUAUACCCAUUGGAAAGGCAAAAGUGGAAAGGCAAGGAGGUCACAUCACGCUCGUGUCUCAUUCCCGAAUGGUAGGGCAUUGUCUGGAUGCAGCUGCUGUCUUGGCUAAAGAGGGUAUUGAAUGUGAGGUUAUAAACCUGCGCACAAUUCGACCACUUGAUGUAGAGACCAUUGAAGCUAGUGUGAUGAAAACCAACCACCUGAUCACUGUUGAGGGAGGCUGGCCUCAGUUCGGUGUUGGAGCUGAGAUUUGUGCCAGAAUUAUGGAGGGUCCAGCAUUCAACUAUCUGGACGCCCCUGCCACCCGAGUUACUGGAGUGGAUAUCCCCAUGCCCUACGCCAAGAUUCUGGAAGACAACAGCACACCACAAAUCAAGGAUAUCAUCUUCUCUGUCAAAAAGACACUGAAUGUGUAAAGUCACAGCUAGUAUAACACUAUUUUUCCACUGUCCCAAUCAGAAAGUAUGGCCCCCCCACGCACAUCGUCAUGCCCCCUCGUCUACCAGGUCUCAACCAGAACGGAGAAAUUAACCCUAGCUCAGAGUCUCACAAUACAAAUGUACAGUGCUCUUUCUGUUACAAGCUGGAUCCAUCAGUGAUGUUGGUGAUGAAUCUGGAUGAAGAAUUCCUGUAUAUUAUGACAAUUGAUUUGUCCAGGAUUUGUCCAUAUUUAUAAUGAAUGAGUGGAUGACGUGUUCUGUAUUAUGUUCUUCUUCUAAAUGCUAAUAUACAACAAAAAAAGUUUUA
This is a messenger RNA of Astyanax mexicanus (Mexican tetra), 1498 nucleotides long. RefSeq names its product pyruvate dehydrogenase E1 subunit beta (gene pdhb). NCBI's taxonomy places the organism in Eukaryota, Metazoa, Chordata, Actinopteri, Characiformes, Acestrorhamphidae. Gene Ontology annotation, molecular function: pyruvate dehydrogenase (acetyl-transferring) activity. The transcript is spliced from 10 exons. The coding region runs from base 88 to 1167 and encodes 359 amino acids. The record is from RefSeq and is a predicted model, not a curated record. Gene Ontology annotation, biological process: pyruvate decarboxylation to acetyl-CoA.